AUGAACCACCGAGGUUUGUUUCGGGUUGACGUGGAUUCAUUUCAGAAACUCAUUGAUGGAUUGGACGUUCAACCACGCGAGGAACUGACAGGAAGACUUCAGGAGGAGGCUCAACAACGAUAUCUUGAUGUUUGCAAGAAGUUUGAACCUUGGGGACAGGCAGAUUUUAUACAUCUUUCAAAAAUUACGCCGCCAAACUUCUUUGUUGAUAUUAUCUCCUCUUACAAGUCAAGGUCGAAACUCAUGCCACCAUCUGAAGACGCACUUCGCGUCCACACAGAGCUCAGAACCAAAUCAAUCGGCGAGAAGCGAAAGAAGAUCAACAAGACAUGCAACCUCAAUAUUAUUCCACCCGAAGUCAGGGAGCAGAUCUUCCGUGUUAUUCUCGAGGAUUAUUUUGCAGAGUUCCCUAGACGUUCGGUGCUGGUCUAUCAAAACUGGAUCAUGGGACCCUGUAAAAAGAUCAAUAUAUCAGGAAAUACAGGAUUAGCUCUCAAAGAUCUUCCUGCCUUUGAAAUCGCUUUGAUCCCUGUUCAGAAGCUCUAUCGAGAGUUCUUUGCUUUGAGGAUUAAGCAAUGUACAAUUGAACUUCGUCCUAGCAUUACAUGGAGCCAUGUCUAUAGUUUUCCUCCCGAAGUUCAAGUUGCCGAUCCACCCGAGGAGAUCACGGAGUGGGUGACCGAUAGUUCGAAGAGCAGUUUUGAGUAUAUGGCGUGGGUUUACUUGCAAGAAAAAGAGCUUGGCUUUCAUCCCAACAUCGGCAAUAGUUGUUAUAACCUCCCUCUACGUGGCUGGGUUUACCGUUAUCCUUCUCUCUCUAAAUUAUCUCCAAUAAUGUUGGAUAAUAUUCACAGUGUUGAUAUCAUCUUAAGCACCGAUUACCUUGGCACACAGUACGUUGAUGAUACUCAGCGAUGGAACGAACAUUUUGCUCCUACAUUCGAUGUUCUCAGCUGCAAUCUGAAUUACGCUGCAAACCUAGCCUCCCUCUCUUACAUUCUGAGCCACAAUACCCGGACUUUCGAAAGCAAAUUCAACCAAGUCGUCACCCUCCCUACUACCACGGUCCUUGCAAUUAUCCUCCGCUCUCUCGAGAACUCUCUCGCUGUCGAGACCAAGCAGAGCACCCUAGAUACCAACCCUUAUUCUCUGAUCCCUGCCCCUCUAUCCCAGCUCACAACGUUCAGUAUCAAAACUUUCGAAACCAAGCUUCCCUCCAAAUGUUGUAGAGGCAUAUACAGCCAAGAAACCCCUACUAGCCUGCGUGAAAGUGCGGAAGUUAUAAAUAGUUUACUGGCAAUUUCUCUAGAGUCAUCAAGAAUUGAGAGGGUACCUGGAAUAGGCCGGCGAGAAAUUGAUUGGGGAUGGGGAGUUAGUUGUUACCAGUUGGUCUGGGCCGCGGGAGUUGGUAGAAAAUUGCUGAUUUGUGAGAAGACAGAGAGUGAGCAAUCGAAAGGCUGA
This is a messenger RNA of Botrytis fragariae, 1461 nucleotides long. RefSeq lists its product as uncharacterized. The transcript has 4 exons. Lineage: Eukaryota; Fungi; Ascomycota; Leotiomycetes; Helotiales; Sclerotiniaceae. The record is from RefSeq and is a predicted model, not a curated record. The coding region runs from base 1 to 1461 and encodes 486 amino acids.